Paecilomyces variotii is the source of this 430-nucleotide messenger RNA. RefSeq lists its product as hypothetical. Bases 81 to 335 code for a protein of 84 amino acids. The transcript is spliced from 2 exons. Lineage: Eukaryota; Fungi; Ascomycota; Eurotiomycetes; Eurotiales; Thermoascaceae. The record is from RefSeq and is a predicted model, not a curated record.
UGUGUGAUUGCACGUACCUUGUACAUAUUACUCGAUGCUUUGGUUCCUAUUUUGAACGUUAAGGGGGAACCAUACGCCUGAUGACAGCAUUUUGCCAAGUUCUGUUUUUUGCACUCCUAGUCAGGUGUUUCGUUCAUCUUUAUGGACUCAAACAUUGUGUUUUCUGUCCCUAUCAUUCUCAAAUCGGACGCAUAUGGCUUGGGAGCCACGUAUUACGUGGCGUGAUGGCCGUUAAGGAGCAUGGCGUAGUUUCUUGUGGGACAAUAUCCAGUUAUUCACACUUACAGAUCUUAUCGUGUUUGACUCUUGCGCUUAUCCAUGCUACAGCCUUUUGAUUGCCUCCCAGGAAGAAGACCAGUUAGCCCUGAACUUGGAGGCCAAAAGAGUCACCAGCCAAAGAAGCACCCGGCGGAGGAAGAACUUCAACCUC